Messenger RNA from Myxozyma melibiosi, 2439 nucleotides. RefSeq names its product Not1 N-terminal domain, CCR4-Not complex component-domain-containing protein. The record is from RefSeq and is a predicted model, not a curated record. Lineage: Eukaryota; Fungi; Ascomycota; Lipomycetes; Lipomycetales; Lipomycetaceae. Gene Ontology annotation, biological process: nuclear-transcribed mRNA poly(A) tail shortening; regulation of DNA-templated transcription. Gene Ontology annotation, cellular component: nucleus; P-body; CCR4-NOT core complex. The transcript is spliced from 3 exons. The coding region runs from base 337 to 2292 and encodes 651 amino acids.
AAUACAAAGCGAGGAGUCAAGGAAAUACAGGUUGCGGCUUGGUCCUUGUAACCACCCAGCACUAAACCACCUUAACUUCCAUCUCCAUCCUCGCUGCCCUUUCUGCUUCCAGAUCUCACCACACACGGCCUUCUACUGCGACUGGGCGAGUAACGGCACUUCACGGGGAAACCACACUGGAAUCACUGCCGAAUAGUUAGAUUGGGGUUAUGAACUCAAUCACACAUCUCGAAAACUAGCAAUUUGCAUCAGUAUCUAGCUUAUAUCAACCAGACAUAGCAUAGCUCUGUUCUUCUACCAUCCGAAUCACUCACUCGGUCUGCUACUUGAAACACAAUGGCGCAACGAAAGCUGCAACAGGAGAUCGACCGUGUACUGAAGCGCGUUGCCGAGGGCGUCCAGGCGUUCGAUGCUCUUUACGACAAACUCAUGAUGACCACAAAUCAGUCACAGAAGGAGAAGCUCGAGCAGGACCUUAAGCGUGAAAUCAAAAAGCUUCAGCGCCUACGAGAUCAGAUCAAAUCAUGGCUGAGCGGUAACGAAAUCAAGGACAAAAAGCCUCUUGUUGAUCAACGGAAGCUUAUCGAGUCGGAGAUGGAGCGGUUCAAAGCCUGUGAGAAAGAAAUGAAGACAAAAGCCUAUAGCAAAGAAGGUCUCAGCGUGACCCGUCUCGACCCGCGUGAGAAAGAAAAGAUGGAGAUGGCGAACUUUAUCACGUCGAUGAUUGAGGAUCUUGACCGACAGGUGGAGCAGAAAGAGGCUGAGCUCGAACUGCUGCAAGCGACAGUUAAGCGUGGAAAGAAGGACACUUCGAAAGCUGAGCGGAUAGCGGAAAUCGAAAGCAGAAUCGAGCAGCACAAGUGGCAUCAGGGGAAACUCGAGGUUAUCUUGCGCUUGCUGGAAAACGGAAAUCUUGAGGUCGAUCAGGUAGCAUCGAUACAAGAAGACAUCAAGUAUUACGUCGAAUCGAACCAGGACGCGGACUUUGCCGACGACGACGAGAUGUACGAUUCUCUCAAUCUCGAAGAAGACGAGGAACUCUUCGGAAUGAACGACAACGACCACCAGGAUUCGCACUCUGUUCACGAAGAGGAAGAGAAGAAGGAAAUUAAUACACCCACUGUUCCACUGCUGGUAGCCAAAAAGGCAGAAGCGACAAGUGUGCGCAAGGUGUCAGGCAAGACUUCGACCAGUAUACCUAGCUCUGUUGCUGCAAAUCCGCCGCCUGCUGCUGCGACCGCGUCGGCAUCUACUAUCACUAGCACAACAAUGAAGCCUGCACCGGCUCCGCGGUUGGGUGAAGGUCUGAAGUACGCUUCAGCAGCGGCCGCAGCAGCGGCCGCGGCAGCUAGUAAUACACCGGGUCUUGCUCCACUUCCUCCUCCCCCUUCGGGUACAGCGGCGGCGGCUAGCAAAUCUUCAGGGGAGAAGACGCAGGGAACAACAGUGUCGCGAUCUACUUCGGCUGUAUCGUCACCACUGACAUCAUUCUCAACAGUAGCCACUGCCGCAACGGCUCAGAACGGAUCUAGCGAGAAAGCCGCGACAAGUACGGCCGAGCCUGAAUCUCAGAAGGCUUCCGUACCUGCUGCUGCUGCUCCCGCGGCCUCUAAUGAUUCUGCAACAUCUGCUGCCUCAUCGACCACGCAGAAAGAUGGUGCAUUCAAUAUGAAGGAGAUGGAGGCUGCGCUGAAAAAAUCCACUGAAAGCCUGGAUUCUCAGCAACGCGAAAAGACACCUGAUCUGGUGCAGUCUGGGACUACGACUUCUUCUGAGAGGCCUGCGCUGCCUCUGCCGAACGGUCUGCAAGAUUUGGCAACUGCGUUUGAGACUGCAAAGGAAAGAGUACAGAACCCGCCGUCCCCAGAAGCGAUAAGCAAGAUGGUUGAGGCGUCGUUCAGAAGCUGUCCAGAGGCGGUAGAUGCCGACAAGCCGAAACACUACGUGCCCAAGACACCGUUCCCGACUGCGUCGUAUUUCCCACAGGAACCACUGGCUGUCUUUGACGAUCCAUUGCUGUACGAGAAAGUCGACAUCGACACGUUGUUUUAUGUAUUUUACUACCGGCAAGGAACGUACCAGCAGUACCUAGCCGCACAGGAGUUGAAGAAGCAGAGCUGGAGAUUCCACAAGAAGUUUUUGACGUGGUUUCAGCGGCACGAAGAGCCAAAGGUGAUCACCGAUGACUACGAGCAGGGCACAUAUCGGUACUUUGACUUUGAAGGCACCUGGCUGCAGAGACGGAAGGCGAACUUUGAGUUUGAGUAUCAGUAUUUGGAGGAUGAGAUGUAAUGUGUCUUAUGUAUGUUUUGUUUUUUUGUUAUAUUUACUUUUGGUGUAUUCCUAUUACUGUUUCGACUGUGUUUUAUUAUCAUUUUGGUUAUAGUUAUGAGUCUGGGGUGAAUUAAAACUUCGGCAGUUGCCGUUCAAUAGACAAAA